This is a messenger RNA of Puccinia triticina, 657 nucleotides long. RefSeq lists its product as uncharacterized. The record is from RefSeq and is a predicted model, not a curated record. NCBI's taxonomy places the organism in Eukaryota, Fungi, Basidiomycota, Pucciniomycetes, Pucciniales, Pucciniaceae. Bases 1 to 657 code for a protein of 218 amino acids. The transcript has 3 exons.
AUGGCCGUCCCGCUUGGACCCUUCGGAGGCGGGCGCUUGGCGCCCGGGAGGCCCAUCCCGGCCGGUGGCUGCCAACGAAAUGCAUCAUCAUCCCACCCGCUGGUGACCAGCCCGAGCCGCACCGCACCGUGCUUCCCCCUCUUCGCAACGUCCUACCGAGCCAGUCAAUCAUCCAUCUCCCCCCAGUCUCGCUCGCCAUCCACUCCCCCUGCCUUGCCCUCCUGUCACCCCCCUCCGUCUCGCCCUGUACAGCCCGCAGCCUGCCUCGGCCUGCUCCGUCGUCAGCAUUAUAAGUAUUCCCCUCUGAAGCCACUCCGCCCGUCUGUCCGCCCUCCCCACCCAGCCUCGUCCCGUCUCCAGCUCCCCCUGUCCGUUAAUUUACUCUACAACUAUCAUCUUAUAUAUACUUGUAAUCCGCCCGCCAUCAACCACCCUCGCAAUUGUCAACUGUCGUGCUACAACCUCCAGCGCUCCGCUAGCCACCCGAGCUGUCUCCUCCCGUAUUGCCUUUACAUCAUCCCUGGUACCACCAACAGCCACCCUCUGGAUCUUUGCACUGCGUGCCAUAACCCUUACAUCCCCGGCGAUCCACCCGGCAUCUCUAUCAUCACCUCGAGGAUAUUAUACGUAUUCUUUGAGGCCCAAGUUCCCGCUUAG